AUGACCGACUCCGCCCUCCUGGCCGUGACCCUCCAGGACACUGUCCUGCAGAAGAUGAGCAGCCACGAGCGGUUCAAGGACCUGACGUCCCGCAUGCUCAACGGUGAAACGGACAAACCCGCCAAGCUGUGUGCAGCCGAGGGGGGGCCCGCCCUCCUCCUGAAGGGCUCGGAACCCCCUCCCCCGCCCCCCCACGCUGCCAGCCCCCCCCAGCGGAAGGGCAGCUCCCCCGAGCUCAAGCUGCAGAUCACCAAGCUGGUGUCCCAUGGGAGGCCGCACUUCGAGCCCCCGCGAUUCCCCUCCGAGGACGGGGUCGAGCUGGCUAGGACCCUUGGCAAUGUCCGGGAGCAGGGGAAGAAGAGGAAGAGGCCUUUGAAGGCCACGCCAAAACCCAAACCCAAACCCAAGCCCAAGCCCCGGCCCCUCAAUGGUCCCGUGGCCUCUCCGGUGAUCGCAGCGAUCAAGGAUGGAAGCACCGAGGUGCUGGAUAAGGUGGAGCCUGUGGCAGUGAAGGAGGAGGAGCCAGAGGUGCGUUUCUCUGUGGGGGACGUGGUCUGGGCCAAGGUGAAUGGAUACCCCUGGUGGCCCUGCAUGGUGACGACUGACCCAGUGCACAACAAACACGUCAAAAAGAAAGCAGUGAUCUCCAGGACCAUACUGAUGUAUCACGUGCAGUAUUUUAGCGACAUGCCAGAGCGCGGCUACGUGUCUGAGAAGAUUAUGGUGCCCUUCGAGGGCGAAGAGCAGUACCAAGAACUGUGCCAGAGGCAAACAGUCUCCUGCCCCAACCGCAAGAAGGAUUUGAGCUCCAUUGCCCUGCGUGGCCAGUGGAACACGGGCAUCUCCCAGGCAACGCGGGCCAUCGGCAUGGCGCUGGAGGAGCGCAUGGCCAAGUUCACCUUCACCUACACCGACGACGAGCCACAGCUGAACCCGCACGUGCAGGAGGGCCUGGAGCCUGAGGAGAGUGCCCCUCCGGCUGACCCCUGCCUGCCCCUUCCACACUGCAGCACUUCUCAGGCUAAAAAGACUGCUCUGAAAAAGACCCCAAACGGCACAAAAUCAGCGGAGAGGACCAAGCCACCCCUCCCUGCGAAGGGCAAGCCCAGGGCUGCUAAAGCCAGCAAGGACAAGCAGCCGCAGCGGCCCACACUGCUGCCCUCACAGGUCCCCAUUCCUGCCUUCCUGGGGGAGGGCCCACAGAAGUCCUGUCCCCUGUCUGACGGUGGGCUUCUGAAGAAGACCACCCAGCUGGUGGUCUGUCUCACUGGCCUUCCUCUUUCAACCACCUCACCCGAGAAACCACUCCGGCCUAAACCCCACCCCGCUAAGGAAAGGACAAAGGCGAAGACAAAGUCUGACUUGAAAGGACAGAAAAAGGUGGAGGUACAGAAGAGACCCCAUAAAAGGCUGCUGAGUGCUCUAGAGGAGGAACCGGAUGAGAGUCCAAAAAAAAGGAUCAAGUCUGACUCCACUCCUGCAGUGAAACGAAAGCUGAGAGCAAAGCCUGCUGUGGAAAGGAAGAAGAAAGCGUCCGUGGCGUCUCAAACAACCACCUCUGGGUCAAAGACACUGAAGAAGAAGAGGCAGUGGCGUUUGCUGUCUCCUCCUCCUCUUCCUCUUCCUCCUCCUCCUCCUCCUCCUCCAGCACCCAGGAAACCGCAAGCCCCGCCCUGCCCGGAGCCUGAGGUGUGCGAGCAGCGGGCAGAGUCUCCCCGGAGCGACAGCACUGAUGAAACGCACCCUGCCAAGAAGGGCGAACGCAACGGCGCCGGAAAGAAGGAGAACGUCUGUCCCGUGUGUGAGGAAGCUGGUGAAGACUUGCUCCCAUGUGAGGGUCAGUGUUGCGGAACCUUCCACUUGCAGUGUCUGGGCCUCCCCUGCAGGCCCCCGGGCAAGCUGCUCUGCCCGGAGUGCAGCUCAGGGCUCCACGCGUGUUUCUCCUGUAAGCAGGCCCAGGGUGAGGUGAGGCGCUGCAUGGUGCAGCAGUGCGGGAGGUUUUACCACGAGGCCUGCGCCCGUCUCAGCGCCCUGGCUGUGUUCGAGGCCAAAGGCUUUCGCUGCCCGCUGCACACCUGCCUGUCCUGCCACUACAGCCUGCGCUCGCGCCCAAAGGCCAGCAAAGGUAAGAUGAUGCGGUGUGUGAAGUGUCCGGUGGCCUAUCACAGUGGAGAACAGUGUGUUGCCGCGGGCAGCGAGAUGCUCACCUCCGGCAACAUCAUCUGCACAAACCACUUCACCGCCAAGAAGGGCUACAGUCAUCACUCCCACGUCAACGUCAGCUGGUGCUUCGUCUGCUCCAAAGGUGGCAGUCUGCUGUGCUGCGAGUCCUGUCCUGCUGCCUUCCACCCGGACUGCCUCAACAUCGCCAUGCCUGACGGCAGCUGGUACUGCAACGACUGCAAGGCCGGCAAGAAGCCCAAGUACAGGGACAUUAUCUGGGUCAAGCUGGGCAACUACAGGUGGUGGCCGGCGGAGGUCCGACACCCCCGCACCGUCCCCUCCAACAUCCAGCACCUGCGGCACGAGAUCGGGGAGUUCCCCGUCUUCUUCUUCGGCUCCAAGGACUACUUCUGGACCCACCAAGGCCGCGUCUUCCCCUACAUGGAGGGCGAUCGGGGCAGCAAGUACCAGAAGACCGGCAUCGGCAAGGUGUUUAAGAACGCUCUGCUGGAGGCGGAGUCUCGUUUCAAGGAGAUCAAGCAGGAGCGCGAGGCCAAGGAGGCGCAGGAGAACGCCCGCAAACCGCCCCCCUACAAACACGUUAAGGUGAACAAGCCUUGCGGCAGGGUGCAGAUCUACACGGCGGACAUCUCGGAGAUCCCCAAGUGCAACUGCAGGCCCGGGGACGAGAAGCCUUGCGGGUUCGAGUCCGAGUGCCUGAACCGCAUGCUGAUGUACGAGUGCCACCCGCAGGUGUGUCCUGCCGGGGACCGCUGCCACAACCAGGGCUUCACCAAGCGCCAGUACCCCGACACCAAGACCAUCAAGACCGCCGGCAAGGGCUGGGGCCUGCUGGCCCUCAGGGACAUCAAGAAGGGCGAGUUUGUUAACGAGUACGUGGGGGAGCUGAUUGAUGAAGUGGAAUGCCGUGCCAGGAUCAAGUAUGCCCAGGAGAAUGACAUCACGCACUUCUACAUGCUGACUAUUGAUAAGGACCGCAUCAUCGACGCGGGCCCCAAAGGCAACUACUCGCGCUUCAUGAACCACAGCUGCCAGCCCAACUGUGAGACGCAGAAGUGGACCGUGAACGGAGACACGCGCGUCGGGCUGUUUGCCGUCUGCGAUAUCCCUGCAGGCACAGAGCUCACCUUUAACUACAACCUGGAUUGCCUGGGCAACGAGAAGACUGUGUGCCGCUGUGGAGCUCCCAACUGUAGCGGUUUCCUAGGAGACCGUCCCAAGAACUCCAGCCAGGCAUCGGAGGUGAAGGGGAAGAAGCUGAAGAAGAAGCAGAAGAAGCGCCGGCCGCGGAGCGAGGGCAAGCGCUCGGAGGACGAGUGUUUCCGCUGCGGAGACGGCGGGGAGCUGGUGCUCUGCGACAGGAAGAGCUGCACCAAGGCCUACCACCUGUCCUGCCUGGACCGCACCAAGAGGCCUUUCGGCCGAUGGGACUGCCCCUGGCAUCACUGUGACGUCUGCGGGAAGAACUCUGAGGUCUUCUGUCAGCUGUGCCCCAACUCCUUCUGCAAGGCCCACCAGGAGGGGGCGCUGCGCAUGUGGGCUCCCACGGGACAGCUGUGCUGCCAGGAGCACGAGGACAUGGAGCUUCGUCCCAUUUUGGACCGCAGGGAGGCUGAGGUGGCCCUCCUGGAUGGGCCCCGGGGUCCCAAGAGCCUAAAACGAUCUUAGAGGGCCAGAGACUGACCAACCCCAGCGUCCUGUGCACACUUCCCCCCCUGUACAGAAUAGAAAUCAUGCACCCACAAUUACUUAGUACUGUACAGGUAACUUCAUUAUCAGGGAAGCCCAGUUGCCUUUGGAUAUUUUCGACUGAGCCUUUAAAGGUCUUGCUUUUCUCAUUGUAAUAUUUUUUUUUUUAAGCUUCUACACUGAUGUGCUGUUCAGCGCAUAAAUCAAAAUACACAACGGAGAAACCACCUCAUACUUUACACAGCAUUACAGCCAGACUUGAAUUUAUUUCCACUUUUGUUCUGAGAGAUGAUUUUUUUUUAAAGAGUAGAGGUAUAUAUUGAAGACCAAAACUAUGAGACUGGAAUAUUGUUAUAGAGUGAGUUUGGCAACCCGUACAUGUUUUUAGAAGUAAUAUCGUAAACACAAGGAAAGACACUAUUAGUAGCUGUUAAUGGCUUGUCUUCAUGUUAUAGGCAUAGGUUGAAGUUAAUAGCUCAGUGAAUUUAUUUUGCCUCGUUUUGUAGCUCAUUUUGAAUUGGCAGAAUAUGGUAUGACGAUUCCCACAGGGGUUUUGAUUCUACCAUUUUCAGACGAGAACAUUAAGGAAAGAGGUCAAACUGUGUUUGCAGUUGAAGGUGGGCUUGCUUGGAGUUGGGUAGAUAUUGCAGCAGUGAGCUGGAGAGUUUUGUUUUUGAGUCUUUGUGUUCAAAACACUGCAAACAGAUUUUUUUAUAAAACACUGUCAGCUGUCUAAUAACGCUAGAUGCUGACUGAUAACGCAAGAUGCCGUUAAGCCAGUCCGCUCUGUCUGUCUGUCUCUCGUGCACUUGGGCCAGGUACUCCGUAUUCGUGUUCCCCUUUACACUGUACAAUUAGCUGUACAUUUUAAAAUGUAGUGAUUUUGCAUUGAAAAGUAUAUAUCAUUUUUCUUAAUAAAGGGACAAUGUACCAACAGUGCACAGCAGCAGGACGAGCGGGGGUGCUGGAGGCCUCCGACGUGGUGGUGCUACAUCUUCCUGCGUGGGAAACGCACUUGACACAGAGCUGAUCUCAACUUCAGCAGUGGACUUUUAGCCUUAAGUCAUGAAACAUUUUCAUGGUGAAACAUACUUUACACUUUAUGAUUUUUGCCUUAGUUGAUCCAGGACCAGAACAGGUUGUCGUGGUUUUUUAAAAGUGUUAUUUUUAUUUUAUUUUUGAAAUGGGAAUCCGCUCCCAUUAAGGUAAAUAACACAGGCUGUGGCAUGUAAAGGGUUUGAGCGUGCAGGUUUAAUAUGAAUCUUCUUUAGUUUUUAUUCCAUGCCAGGCCUGAGACAUCGCGAAUGGCCUUUGCAACAACCGGAAAUGUCUUCUGUACCACUGCAUUUUUUUUUUCUUUUCUUUUUUUAAUCCCCUUAAAGUCAUUUUUACUGAGGAUAUUUGGUUACCAGUCAAGUGUGUAGUCCAGUCAGCUUAAACCAGGAGACAAAUGGUACAUAUUAACCAAUAGCAAUAGUAAUGAUAGUAUUUAUUAAAGAUCUGUGAGAUGGUGACAGUGUGUGCUCAGAAGUUGAGUGUUAAAAUCUUUAAACCAAAAUAAAACCAGUCGGAUAAAA
Molecule: messenger RNA, 5450 nt
Organism: Conger conger (European conger)
Lineage: Eukaryota; Metazoa; Chordata; Actinopteri; Anguilliformes; Congridae
Gene: nsd2
Product: nuclear receptor binding SET domain protein 2
Biological process (GO): regulation of DNA-templated transcription
Cellular component (GO): chromatin; nucleus
Molecular function (GO): protein binding; histone H3K36 methyltransferase activity
Source: RefSeq, a predicted model, not a curated record